Phoenix dactylifera (date palm) is the source of this 2032-nucleotide messenger RNA. RefSeq names its product putative protein S-acyltransferase 1. NCBI's taxonomy places the organism in Eukaryota, Viridiplantae, Streptophyta, Magnoliopsida, Arecales, Arecaceae. Gene Ontology annotation, cellular component: Golgi apparatus; endoplasmic reticulum. Gene Ontology annotation, biological process: protein targeting to membrane; peptidyl-L-cysteine S-palmitoylation. The record is from RefSeq and is a predicted model, not a curated record. Gene Ontology annotation, molecular function: protein-cysteine S-palmitoyltransferase activity.
AGAGACAGAGAGAUGGAGACGUGACGUCCUUCGUUUGAUCCGAGGGAGGGAGAGGGCAGCAGCUGGAUGUGAUCUGAGACUGAGAGGGAGAGGAAAAGAUAAUGAGAGAUUGAAUUCUUCUCACCUUCUCUCUUUGAUACUCUUCCUCCCUCCUGUCUCUCGCUCUCUCUGUCUCCCCUCCUUCAAACAAAAGCCAUCGAAGAAAGUGUCUUCUGACAAGAUUUAAAGGGUCUGUCCCUGAAAUUUUGAUUGGGUUUUUCCCUUUCUUUUCUGAUUGGUUUCGCGCUGGAAGAUAUGUCGACGCAGCCGAAGCCGAAAAGGCUUUAUCAAGUUUGGAAGGGAAGCAAUAGGUUCUUCUGUGGCGGAAGGCUGAUAUUUGGUCCAGAUGCUGCUUCAUUACUUCUAACAACACUUCUAAUAUCUGGCCCAGCAAUAACAUUUUGCUACCAGAUAAUUGCAAAAAUCUGCCAAUAUGAGAAGACCAAGGGCCAAGAUGAUCAAAGGCCAAUACUUGGGUAUCCAAUUCUAGUGGUGACAAUAGUCAUCUUGAUAUUGGAUUUGGUUUUUCUCUUCACUACAUCCAGUAGAGAUCCAGGUAUAGUACCGAGAAAUGCACGACCACCUGAAGCAGAUGAAGCAUUUGAUAUGGCUACUCCAUCUAUGGAAUGGAUAAGUGGGAGAACGCCGCAUUUAAGAUUGCCUCGGACAAGGGAAGUUCUUGUUAAUGAUUUUGCUGUAAAAGUAAAAUACUGUGACACAUGCUUGCUUUAUCGCCCACCCCGUGCUUCUCAUUGUUCAAUCUGCAACAACUGCGUUCAAAAGUUCGAUCACCAUUGUCCCUGGGUUGGUCAAUGCAUUGGACUGAGAAACUACAGGUUCUUCUUAUUAUUCAUAUCAACAUCAACAUUUCUCUGCAUAUAUGUCUUCAUCUUUUCAUGGCUGAACAUUAUUGGAGAAAAGAAAAGGCAUAAUUUGUCCAUUUGGAAGUCCAUAACAAGAGAGAUUCUGUCACUUGUGCUCGUUGUAUACACUUUCAUUGCAGUCUGGUUUGUCGGCGGGCUCACAGUUUUUCAUCUCUAUUUAAUUAGCACAAAUCAGACAACCUAUGAGAACUUUCGAUACCGUUACGAUAAGAAGGACAAUCCAUAUAACAAGGGUGCCUUGGAAAACUUCAAAGAAUUGUUCUUCUCAAAAAUCCCACCUUCAAUGAAUGACUUCCGGUCAUGGGUGCUUGAGGACACAGCAGAAAUUGGAUCCUGUACGCCAAAUACUGGAAUGGACAUCACCAACCCAAAGGACAGGAAUGACAGAGAAAUGGAAAGAAAGACAGACAGCAAUUUGCCAAUACCAAGAAUGUUACAGAGCUUGGAUUACGAUACCAUCGAUGAAAAUUUAAACUGCAAAGAUAGGCACCGGGAUGAUGCGGUUGAUCCUUUGGCUCUUCAUGUGAUUCAGGAGUCUACAGAUCGAGGAGCAGAUGCUGUAAAUGAAUGGGUUGAUAAGGAAGUAAUUGAAAUGGUUGUAGAUGAGAGGGCUGAUAAGGAAAGCUGCUCAAAUGGAACCUCAACUCCUAUUGAUCAUGUUGUUCAUGUGCCACAUAUAUGAGAUUUAGCAAAGUCAUUCUUCCAGAAGUUCAGAUACGUGUGUCAAGUUUUCAGGUGCUUAAAUGCCAGAUAUUGGAUCUUGUGGAUGUGAAUAGGCCCCUAAUGUUCAAUCUUGUCAAGGUUGAUCUCCAAGACGUGUUGUUAUAGAUCCUGAAGAAGGAAAAACAACAGAUUCAUUCCUCUGUUCAAUUAAGUUCAAAUUUUAAACUCGCAUUUGUUGUACCUAGUAAGCACCACAUAUUGAGUUCAAAAUAAUAGAGGCACCAAAACAAUAGGGAUGUUAGAUGCGGUGCUGAAAGGUGGUUUUGUUUAAAUGUAAAGAUUGCUUUGGCACUUAUCAGGGAUCUGUUGUAUUUAUCUUGUAGAUAAGCAAGAACUGUCGGUUAGUGAGCAAGAUAACUACUGAUCAUAAUCUCGUUUUUGGGAAA